GGGAGUAGAAUAUAUAUGAGCCAUGGUAGAGGCGACACGCUGUCAGUGUCCAGGUCUGAGGCUAGCAGUUCGCAGAUCAUGAAGUUCGCUACUAUCCUCGUCGCCCUUGCAUCUGCCGGAGCUGUUACAGUUCAUGAGUCGGAGAAUCCUAACCAGGGCGACACGGAUUCAGUUGCCCAGGCGACGGGUUUCGAUGGUUUUGGAGGUUUUGGCGGCUUCCAAGGCUUCCAUAAAUUCAACGGCUUGAUGAGUAAUGCCUUUGGAGACCUGGAUGGUCAGUUCGAUUCCACCGGAUUCAAUAAGGGGUUCUCAGCAUCGUCAGAGAAUCGAAAAUUUGACACAGGAUAUGGACCGCACUUUCUAGAGGAACUGGAUCACGAUUCGUUUGGUUCAAGUCUCGACUCCUCUAAUCAGCAAAAGCAGGGGUAUCCUCCUACACCCGCAGUACAGCGGCUCACCAAGCAAGGUCCUCUUCACAGUAGCGUUCCUCAGUACCGCGAACCUCUGCAGACACCGAACCACGGCUUGUACUCGCAGGUCGGACACAUGCGAGCUGGGAAGAAGUCUUACCCAACUACACAACACAAACAACCGCUCAGCCCCUACAACGUGCAUCCUUAUGCGGGUCACUUCACUGAGGCCAUUCCGAGAGGACAGGUGACACUGCCGGUCGCGUCGGCGUACGGAGGCGUGGCCGCUGGUAAUCCGCUAUCAAGAUCUGCGAAAUACUCCUCUAAGUCAGUCCAACGUUCUCCUUCUGUAAGAGAGAAGACAGUCACUUUGAAAUACUUCGCAGAGAAAUACAAACCCGAUGACGGAUUUUCUUUUGGAGCAGAUAAAUUUAAUUGAAAACUUCUCUUUUUUAUAAUUAUAAUGAGUAAUUAACACUGUCUCUUACUUACAGGCUUACGUGCUUAAAGUCUUAAUCUGCAGGUGGACUAUACUGACUGAUGUUAUUUUUAAUUUUCUCAGUCUUUAAACAAAAUAUUUCAGUGGUGCGUUUCAAUAAAUAAAGAAAACUUCCUUCCAAAAUAUCAAAUUUAAAAGCCAUAAUACAUCGCCCGAUUCAAUGGAGAUAGACAGUUCUUAGAAGUGUUCUUAAAUGAACCAAAUACAAAUUAAAAGUCCAACUGAUGUAAAAUAAAGACAAUUCGCUGUGUAUUUUGAUAUACCAAAGCUACUUCUGUACCGAAACAUGACGUCAUGGCGUUGUAUAUAAGUUUGGUGAAAGGUUUUACUUAAUUAGUGUUUUCACAGAUGUUUAAUUCCCUUAGAAAUUUGAAUGUUCGUAACGUUAUUACUGUAACCUAGUUGAUAGUUUUUUAUACAUACAAAUAUCAUAUAACAUGUAAAUAAAUAUAUAUUGCAACCUAUAACCAACUAGAAUUAUAAUAGUAAUGCAGUUCCUAUAUUUUUUACUAGUGAUUUGGAAGUAAUAUUGCAACAUGAUCUCAUAUGUGUUUUAGGUUUCCAGUCAGUACAAAUAUCUUAAAACUAUAUUUCAGAGAUGUGUGUAGAAAAUGGAAUAAUUUUCUUCAUAUAUUUUAAGGGCGAGCAAGUUAUCAGAGUUAUAAAACCGUACUUAUUAUUAAGCGAAAAGUUAAAAUCUGUUUAUCAGUACUUAUGCCAAUUUUAUUUGUAAUAAACAGUACUACCUUCAGAUAA
This is a messenger RNA of Zootermopsis nevadensis, 1665 nucleotides long. RefSeq lists its product as uncharacterized. NCBI's taxonomy places the organism in Eukaryota, Metazoa, Arthropoda, Insecta, Blattodea, Termopsidae. The record is from RefSeq and is a predicted model, not a curated record.